AUGCUGAAGAGAGUUGAUCCCACCAACACCGUUUUCAUUACUUACUUACAAACAAUAGAUACUUCUGUUGAAACUGGGGUUCUGUUGGCCAGAGAAGAAGAAAAGAAGUUGAAACCUUCGAAGAAGGUUGUUGCUGAAUCUUCUAAGAAAUCCAUCAAAGAAUCCACAUCAACAAAGAGUCCAAAGAAAGUAUCAAUCUCAGAAGCAGAGCCAAUCCAACUAGAAAUUGUUGUUGUUGAUACUCCUUCGACUCAAAAGGAAAUCAUUCCUUCGAAGACUGGGGGUUUUCGAAGAAUCAAAAUGAAAUCUAAGCAUAAGAGUCGCUCACCUUUAACCAAUGUUGUUCGCAAACCGCAAGUUUCGCUUCAUGGAGUCAUUUUUCGUGAGAUUCCUGCCCCUGCAUCACCGUCUUCUAAGAAGAGAAGGGCAACAGACAUGGCCAAACAUAUUUUAAAGAAGAAGAAGAAGGGUAGAUUGAUUAUUUCGUCAGAAUCUACAACUGAUGAAAAUGAAACCAUUCUAGACACACCGGAAGCUGAUCUUCAGAAAGAUGAUGUAAUACUACCCGAAGUUUCGAUUGCCAAGACAAUUUAUGUGGAGGAACAAACUUCUGACAUUUUUGUUAACAUAUCUAAUAUGGAUGCAAGUGUUACAAUGGGUGAGGAUGCUUCGCAUGUUGCAGACAAAGGUAAAUCUUCGGAUGUUACUCCAGACACAACUGUUUCUUUACCUUCACAGGUUACACCUAUCAUUCCUACUACAUCCACAACCGAUUCUCCUAUUUUUGCAAACAUUAUCCAACAACCAUUCACAUAUAUGCUUUCUUCAUAA
Messenger RNA from Lactuca saligna, 831 nucleotides. Lineage: Eukaryota; Viridiplantae; Streptophyta; Magnoliopsida; Asterales; Asteraceae. The record is from the annotation of a GenBank genome assembly.